Messenger RNA from Eimeria maxima, 552 nucleotides. RefSeq lists its product as hypothetical. The transcript is spliced from 2 exons. Bases 1 to 552 code for a protein of 183 amino acids. Lineage: Eukaryota; Apicomplexa; Conoidasida; Eucoccidiorida; Eimeriidae. The record is from RefSeq and is a predicted model, not a curated record.
AUGUCUCUUCCAUGGCUUCCUGCUGCUGCUGCUGCUGCUGAGCCAGCAGCAGCAACAGCAGCAGGACCAGGAACUGCCGCUGUAGCCUCGCCCUCCUACAGCCCAGCAGCAGCAACAACAGAAGCAGCAGCAACAGCAGCAGCAGCAGCAGAGCAGCGCCCAGCAGCGGAGCUAACAGAAACAUUGUGGAGAUCUUUCUCUGACUUAUUAUCCUUACCUCCUCCUGCUGCUGCUGCUGCUGCUGCCCCCCCUUACCUUUCAGCAGCAGCAGCAGAAGAAGGUGCAGCAGCAGCAGCAGCAGCACCAGCAGCAGGUAGGCCUACUGGCCUACUAAGCGACUAUGAGGCUGUUGAGCAGCGCCAACAAGAUGCACCUGCUGUUGCUGCAGCAGCUGUUGCUGCAGCAGCAACUUACACGCUUGCUGCAGCAGCCACCAUUAGUCCUGCAGAACCUGCUGCUGCAGGAGCGGCUGCUGCAGCAGACGCUGCUGCUACUGCUGCUGCAGCAGCACUUUUUGCUGCAUAUUUGUCUAUAGGGAACCAAGAGUUUUAA